UGUUUCUCCCAUUGAGAUGGGCAUGUCACUUUUUUUUUUCUAUUCACAUAAAGGAAAAACAACUUGACAUUGCUAAUUUCCAAGAUUCCUCUUUGUGGUUAGAGAUCAUAAACGAGUUGUGGAGAGUAUCUGAGUAAUUUUGGGAGAUGGAGGAAGAAAGAGUGGGAAGUUCGAAGAGGCCAUUUCGAGGUAUCAUAGCAGAUCUCAAAGGAAGAGCCUUGUAUUACAAGCAUGACUGGGUCGCUGGUCUUCGUUCUGGUUUCGGGAUUUUAGCACCGACGACAUAUGUUUUCUUCGCCUCUGCCCUUCCGGUUAUUGCCUUUGGCGAACAACUCAGCCGUGACACAGAUGGAGUGUUAAGCCCAGUAGAAACGUUAACAUCAACAGCGUUAUGUGGAGUGAUACACUCAAUACUAGGAGGACAACCACUCUUGAUACUUGGAGUUGCAGAACCAACUGUCUUAAUGUACGUUUACUUGUACCACUUCGCUAAAGGAAGACCAGAACUAGGCAAAGAACUCUUCUUAGCUUGGGCUGCUUGGGUAUGUGUGUGGACGGCUUUGUUACUGGUUGUAAUAGCGAUAUUCAACGUAGCUGAUAUCAUUAACCGAUUCACAAGGAUCGCUGGGGAGCUGUUUGGUAUGUUGAUCGCGGUUCUAUUCAUCCAACAAACCAUAAAGGGAAUGUUGAGCGAGUUUAAGAUGCCAGACCAUGAUGACUCAACACUUGAAAAGUAUCAGUUUCAAUGGCUCUACACAAACGGACUUCUGGGCCUCAUUUUCACCUUUGGCCUUCUCUACACAGCUUUGAAGAGCAGAAAAGCUAGGUCUUGGCGGUAUGGAACAGGAUGGUACAGAAACUUCAUAGCAGACUAUGGAGUUCCUCUGAUGGUUGUGGUUUGGACAGCAUUGUCUUUCAGUACGCCAUCAACACUCCCCUCUGGUGUCCCGAGAAGACUCUCUAGUCCUCUUCCAUGGGACUCUGCCUCUUUAGGACACUGGACUGUCAUCAAGGACAUGGGAAAAGUCCCCCCAGCCUAUAUUUUUGCGGGGUUUAUACCGGCUUUAAUGAUCGCAGGGCUAUACUUCUUUGACCACAGCGUUGUUGCCCAGCUCGCGCAGCAGAAGGAGUUCAACCUCAAGAACCCUUCUGCCUAUCACUACGACGUCCUCUUGUUAGGUUUCAUGGUUUUGGUAUGCGGAUUGCUCGGUCUGCCUCCUUCCAACGGAGUCCUCCCUCAGUCUCCUAUGCAUACCAAAAGCCUCGCUGUUCUCAAACGACAGUUAAUACGGAGGAAGAUGGUGAUGACAGCUAAAGAAAGCAUGAGAAAGAGAGCAAGUUCCUCCCAAGUGUACGAGAACAUGCAAGAAGUCUUCAUAGAGAUGGACAAAAGCCCACUUGUUCAGACAAACUCAACACACAUAAUGGAGCUGCAAGAUUUGAAAGACGCAGUGAUGAAGAAAACUGACGAGGAAGGAGAUAGCAGUGAGGAGGGUGGUUUCGAUCCAGAGAAGCACCUUGAAGCUUUCUUGCCUGUUAGAGUCAACGAGCAGAGAGUGAGCAACCUGUUACAGUCACUGCUAGUGGCAGGUGCUGUGUUGGCUAUACCAGCCAUUAAGCUCAUACCAACUUCUCUCCUCUGGGGAUACUUCGCUUACAUGGCCAUCGACAGCCUCCCAGGGAAUCAGUUCUUUGAACGAACAGUGCUUCUCUUCGUCCCACCAAGCCGGAGAUUCAAGGUCUUGGAGGGAGCACACGCUUCGUUCGUGGAGAAAGUUCCUUACAAGUCAAUGGCUGCGUUCACAAUGUUGCAGAUAUUCUACUUUGGUCUGUGCUACGGAGUGACAUGGAUUCCGGUGGCCGGAAUCAUGUUUCCGGUACCUUUCUUCCUCUUAAUAGCCAUCAGACAGUACCUUCUCCCGAAGCUCUUUAAACCGGCGCAUCUACGAGAACUCGAUGCCUCUGAGUACGAGGAGAUCCCCGGAACUCCUAGAAACCCGCUCGAGCUGUCUUUUCGGUCGGCUGGCUCGAUGAAAGACGUCCUAGAGUGUGACGCUGAGAUCUUAGACGAGUUAACUACGAGCAGAGGGGAACUUAGAGUCCGUCCAGCUAGUCUUACUCCAGACAAAGGCCACCAGAUUUACCCCAACGAGAUAGUAGAAGCAGGAGAUGGGGACAUGAGUACUCCAAGAGAGUGAUCUAUCAACGAUCACAAUGACCAUGUGGUAUAUGUAAAUCAGAAGACAGAUGAUAUUAGGGUUUGUGUCCUUAAAUAAACCCAUGGUGGCGUGUUUGUCAAGAUAAUGUUCUUAGCAGUAAGAAUUUAUUAAGUACUGGUUAAUUCUUAAACCGUGCAGGAAAACUAUCGUUUUCUUUUCUUUUUCCCUUAUCUUCUUAUAUAUUAAAACAGAA
Messenger RNA from Brassica oleracea var. oleracea, 2412 nucleotides. RefSeq names its product boron transporter 4. NCBI's taxonomy places the organism in Eukaryota, Viridiplantae, Streptophyta, Magnoliopsida, Brassicales, Brassicaceae. Gene Ontology annotation, biological process: monoatomic anion transport; transmembrane transport; monoatomic ion homeostasis. The transcript has 14 exons. Gene Ontology annotation, molecular function: solute:inorganic anion antiporter activity. The coding region runs from base 147 to 2198 and encodes 683 amino acids. The record is from RefSeq and is a predicted model, not a curated record. Gene Ontology annotation, cellular component: plasma membrane.